AUCAGCCUCUUUGAAGUCGUGAAGUGAGGUGGACUGAGGAUAUAAAUCCGCAGUCCCAGUCCACAGUCCGCAGUCCACAAUCCCCAGUCAGUCCACAGUCAACAGUCCGUAGUCCGCCGCCUAGUUUCGGUUCACUGCUACUCCUUGCGGUUACACUUCUGUCUCUCAAGCUGCGCAUAUCGUUCUUCGAGAUUAGAUCUUCCCUACCCGCUCGUCCCACAAAAACGGUCCCUGGCUUAGCUCCCGCUCUCGAACCCUUCCCGAUAACUUUCUCUCAACCCCUUCCGAUAACUUUCUCUCUUGCCGCCAGCCAGCCAUAUAAAACCCCCUCCCACGAGGCAGUCCCCAUACAAUUCAUCCAGCACCUCGAUCCCGCACCCGCCCUCACGCACACCCACCCGCCCCUCACCCUCACCACCCACUCACAACAAAAAUGGCCACUACCACACCCACCAUCGUGAUCCUCGGCGCCUCCUUCGCCGGCAUCCCAACGACGCACAAGCUCCUCCGUGCGCUACCGUCCGAGUACAAGGUGAUCCUCGUCAACCCAUCGACACACAUAUUCUGGAACAUUGCGGCGCCGCGCGCCGUCGCCCGCGAUAACCAGUUCUCUACCGACAACGCGGACGUGUUUGCGCCCAUCACCCCGGGCUUCGCCGCCUACGCUGAGGACCGCUUCGAGUUUAUCCAGGGCAAGGCAAGCGCCGUCGAUGCGGCCACGAAUAAGGUCACCAUCAAGAGCGUGGAUGAUGAGGGUGUCGAGGGCGCCGAGAGGGUCGUCGAGUAUGCGCAUCUUGUGGUGGCGACUGGCGCGGCUGGUGCGGGUGCGUGGCCGUUCAAGGCCGUGGGCACUCAUGUGCAGACCGCGAAGGCGCUCAAGGACUGUCAGGUGAAGAUUGAGGCCGCGAAGACGAUUGUCUUGAGUGGUGCGGGCCCGACGGGUGUGGAGACGGCGGGCGAGAUCGCAACGCUGUACAAGGGGAAGGGGAAGAAGAUUAUACUUUUGUCGUCGGGCGAGCGGUGUCUGCCGAUGGUCCGGGAGGAUGUUGGGUUGACGGCGCAGAAGUUGUUGGAGGGUCUGGGUGUCGAGGUGCAUGUCGGCGUGAAGGUCACGACCGAGGUCGCCGGUGACGAGGGAUUGACGCUCACGCUGUCGAAUGGCGAGACGAUGGUGACGGACCUGCACAUUCCGACUUACGGAAUCACCCCGAAUACCCAGUUCCUCCCAGCGGAGUUGCUGGAUGAGUCCGGCAGCGUCAAGGUUUCGGCGCACAUGCAGAGCACCGUUCAAGCGAACAUCUGGGCGAUUGGAGACGCAGCGGCCGUCAAGCAGAAGAAGACGAUCACCACCAAGCCCAUGCUCGAGGCCGCGGUCGAAAAUAUCCUGGCGGUGGUUGGAGGAAAGGGCGAGGAGGCGUUCAAGGAGUACAAGGAUGAAGAGACACCGAUGGUGGUGCCCGUUGGAGGUGGCUUCGCCAUGGGAACGGGUAUCCUCAACAAGUGGAAGGUGUGGGGAGUGUUGGUCUGGUUCGUCAAGGGAAGGAAAUACUUUGUUGCCAACGCGAAAAACGUGGCGCUCGGAAAGGUGUACGGUGGUGGUCAGACUGUGUAGAGCGGGAUGGACAGUGUUUGAUACCUCUUUGAUUUUUUGCAGUGGGAUUAGAAGGAUAUAGUUAGUAAUGGAACUGGUGGAGAGGGAUCUGUCGUUUACUGGUCGACCAUUCGCGUGAAGUAACCAGUCUAAAUCUUUUCUGUGAAGUACCUGCACCCGCUGCCAUAUGUGUGCACUUUUCGUUGUCCAGAC
This is a messenger RNA of Tricharina praecox, 1804 nucleotides long. RefSeq lists its product as uncharacterized. Gene Ontology annotation, molecular function: flavin adenine dinucleotide binding; electron-transferring-flavoprotein dehydrogenase activity. The record is from RefSeq and is a predicted model, not a curated record. Lineage: Eukaryota; Fungi; Ascomycota; Pezizomycetes; Pezizales; Pyronemataceae. The transcript has a single exon. Gene Ontology annotation, cellular component: cytoplasm. Bases 434 to 1612 code for a protein of 392 amino acids.